UAAAAUCAAGAUUGGAAUAUGUUAAGGAAUCCGAAAAUUUGAAACGUAUAGCUCAUUUAUUUAGAUCGACAUUAUUAGAUGUUGUCAAAUAAACCGACUGGCUGAUAUUUUGAUCGGUAUAUUUGCAGUACCUCUAACGAACUUAACCAUUCUACCAAAGACGUCCGUUGCGUACCCCGUUUUCAAUGUCACAUCGAACUUUACAUGCAUUACGUCAUUAACCCGACCUGCGGCUAGUGUUCACUGGUUCAAUGACAACAACAAUAUAACUCACCUAGCUACAUGUUCACAAAAAAAUGACGUCACAAGCAGUGAAUUGAAAUAUAUAUCAAACACAACCGGGUACAGUAGUGGAAAAAUAUCCUGUGUUGCAAAUUACAAGUACAACGUCAUCAGUACAAGUUUAACAGCUUACCUUAGCAUUCAAGUUCAGUUCCCCGUUUCGAAGCCAAUUGUGACAAUCAACGAUCUAAGUGCAUCAACAACGUUAGCAAUACGAGAGGGCAGACUCGUGCAUUUGAACUGUUCGUCUUCAGGAUAUCCACAGCCUUUUUAUAACUGGACUUACCCGGACGGACGGGCGACCGGUUCUCUUCUGAGUAUUUCAUUCGCUCGCAAUAAUGGUAAUGUGUCAUGCAAGGCAUUUAAUGUCAUGCGUACAUUAGAUGGAACCAACAGCGCUCAGGUUACAGAACAGAUAAACGCAUUAAAUAUAAACGUACUGUAUCCACCAGUCAUAACACAAUUAACAAGCAAUGGCAAGAAUAUAGACAUGAUUUAUAGUGCAAUCAAAACACUGAGAGGUGACAACAUCAACAUUGUCUGCACUAGUGACGCCAAUCCACCGGCUACUGUAUUAUGGCGUGACCAACUGAUCCCGUCACCAACCCUCAACGUUACAAGUGUACAAUAUGACGCUGUGUGGACUUGCCAAGCUUCAAACUCUAUGACCGAAUAUGAUGGAGUAGCAUCAACGUCUUCUGUAACAAAAACCGUAUCAGUCAGCGUAUUAUAUGGACCUGGUGUUCCUAUCAUCACGUAUAGAAUUUUACCAAACUCAGAUGAACGUUGGAAUGUUCCAAAUGGACUUAUUAGAGUCGUAGUAGGGAGAACCAUCAUGUGUAUGUGUUCCGUUGAUAGUUUUCCAGCUUCGACAUACACCUGGAAUACCGGACACGAAAGGAGUAUUCAGACGAUAGCAAAUGUCACACGAACAACAAACACAACAUACAUUUGCACAACAAGGAAUUUUAUGGAUACAUCAUUUAAAGGCAGCGCUGUUGGCAGCAAUUCUUCCUCAGUAAACAUUGAUGUACUGUAUGGUCCUGCGAGCAUAGCAUUAAAGUACAACAAUGUCACAUCAAUAGGACAUGCACUUCCAGUCAUUAAAGGAUGGUCGUUUACAUUAUUAUGUUCGGCCAUAAGUAAUCCAGCUCCUAGAUAUGCUUGGUCCGGACCUGUAGAUCAAGAAGGGGAUGUUCUGAUUAUAAGAAAUGUGACAAAUGACACCAACAGAAAUGUAACAUGUAGAGCAGAAAACACCAUGGUAGAUAGCGUGGGGAAGAGAGUUAUUGGGACAGCACAAGUUGCUGUUUUAAUAGAAUUGUUAUAUUCGCCCGAUGUUCAACGUUUACAAAACCAAACCGUACUACUGAAUACUUCUUUCACAGUUCUGUGUAAUUUAACUGAUGUUGGUAAUCCACCAGCCUCAAACUUUUCAUGGAUAAGGAGAGACAAUCAAACAGUUGUCGGAACUGGAAAAACACUAACCCUAAACAACAUUGGAUUGGCAGAUGAAGGAGAAUACCAGUGCAAUGCUUCGAACCGCAUGCAAUCAAUAGGCAAUGAAGUAGUGUACGGAUUUAGUCAGUCGACAUUCUUCAUAAAUGUUGGAUCUAUACCAGAAACACCACAAAAUGUGCAUGUGUCACAAAAAGGAAUAACCGAGCUUGAACUUCAAUGGAUACCUGGAUUUAAUGGCGGAGCAGAACAAACCUUUCAAAUUAUCUACAAAAAAAUCAAUAUUGAAAGCUGGACUGAGACACAUGCUCCCGCAAAUAAUACCAGACAUACUUUAUCUGGGUUAAGUGCGGGCACAGCUUACCGAUGCAAAAUGCGGGCGGAGAACAUUUAUGGAAUCUCGCCAUGGACUGAAGAUAUUACCGUAUACACUCUAUUGGAAAACGAUUCACAAAGCUCAACUCUGUCAGCUGUUGGUGGUGCGGUAGGCGGCGUUAUUGGAUGUAUUGCAAUAAUUGCGGUUGCAAUAGGCGUUUACAGAUACAGAUUUCAUGAUUUAGCAUUGCCAACUUUUUGUAUUUGGGAUAAUGUUCGACGCAGUUUGCAAAGAAAACGACGUCAAUGCGAGACAUAUGAUAACCUAGAUACAGACACAUACACCAUACGUUACUACGACGAUAUUGUUCGAGAAAAACGAAACCUCGCCGAUACAUCAUCAGGCAGUUACGAGACUUACGACUUCGGCAAUGUUGUUCAACAACGUCAGGCGAAUACUUAUACAACUUUUCCUGGAGUUGAAAUGAGAGAAUUAACAGGUCCUCCUAACGACAUUUUGCAAGACAGCCAAGCGCUUGCUAAGGAAGAAAUCGCGAGUUUCUCAUUUGAACCGAAACUGAUCGGCGAGGAAGAGGACUAUGUCAAUAUAAAACUGUCGGGUUUAUAAAAGUAGAGCUUUAUAUCCAAACCAUUCAAUACACAUGUGGCGACUUCAUUUUUCAAAGCGUUGUAUCACGCUUCUGACACUACUUUAAUACAAUACAACAGUAUGUAUUAGUUUGGUUCAUUUUAAAUUGUGUUGUUAUGUACAAGAAUUUCAUUGCGUGUGCACAGAUUUUGUCAAAUGGUUAUUUUUUUAUAACAUAUGAUAAGUCAUUACAAUUUGGGUUGAGCAUCGUCCCAGGAAAGCAUUUAUCUGAAUCAUUUUGAAUACUAUCGAUAAUUGAUUGUUUUUUAAGAAGAUUUUCAACGGAUUAUAUCUUGCAAUUUUAAUAAUCGGAGCUUUCGUGUUGGUUAUGUCAUUUAUUUUUGGAACAUUCGUAAGGAAAAUAAAUAUUUAUAUGACUUUAUUUAUCCGAAUCAAGAUGGUGGUUUCUGAAAAGAAUGUGUUUGAUUGUUUAACACUUUCAUUGCUGAGGUAACUAGUUAUUUCAAACUAUUCUAAUGAUGUGCAGGCAUCAGGUAAAGUCGUACAAUCUUUAAUAAACAUUCAGUAA
This is a messenger RNA of Dreissena polymorpha, 3233 nucleotides long. Its product is annotated as protein turtle-like. The record is from RefSeq and is a predicted model, not a curated record. Gene Ontology annotation, biological process: cell-cell adhesion. Lineage: Eukaryota; Metazoa; Mollusca; Bivalvia; Myida; Dreissenidae. Gene Ontology annotation, molecular function: cell adhesion molecule binding. The transcript is spliced from 13 exons. Gene Ontology annotation, cellular component: cell-cell junction. The coding region runs from base 653 to 2683 and encodes 676 amino acids.